CCCACCGGCCCGGCGCGCCGUGAUCGAUCGCAGGCUGCGUCAGAAUGCUCCCCGCGUAUAAAUAGGGGUGGCAGGACCGCGCCGAGCCGCACACAGCCAUCCACCUUCCCCUCUCCCACUCCCUCUCUCCCCGUUCUUCUCUCUGUAGGCCCCCAUCUCCGCCGCCGGCCGGAGGGGCUCCGACCGCCACCAUGAGUUCCUUCAGCUAUGAGCCGUACUACUCGACCUCCUACAAGCGGCGCUACGUGGAGACGCCCCGGGUGCACAUCUCCAGCGUGCGCAGCGGCUACAGCACCGCGCGCUCCGCUUACUCCAGCUACUCUGCGCCGGUCUCCUCCUCGCUGUCCGUGCGCCGCAGCUACUCGUCCAGCUCCGGCUCCUUGAUGCCCAGUCUCGAGAACCUCGACCUGAGCCAGGUAGCCGCCAUCAGCAACGACCUCAAGUCCAUCCGCACCCAGGAGAAGGCGCAGCUGCAGGACCUCAACGACCGCUUCGCCAGCUUCAUCGAGCGCGUGCACGAGCUGGAGCAGCAGAACAAGGUGCUGGAAGCCGAGCUGCUGGUGCUGCGCCAGAAGCACUCCGAGCCCUCCCGCUUCCGGGCGCUGUACGAGCAGGAGAUCCGCGACCUGCGCCUGGCGGCGGAAGACGCCACCAACGAGAAGCAGGCGCUCCAGGGCGAGCGCGAAGGGCUGGAGGAGACUUUGCGCAACCUGCAGGCGCGCUAUGAAGAGGAGGUGCUGAGCCGCGAGGACGCCGAGGGCCGGCUGAUGGAAGCGCGCAAAGGAGCCGACGAGGCCGCGCUCGCCCGCGCCGAGCUCGAAAAGCGCAUCGACAGCCUGAUGGACGAAAUCGCCUUCCUGAAGAAAGUGCACGAAGAGGAGAUCGCCGAGCUGCAGGCGCAGAUCCAGUACGCGCAGAUCUCCGUGGAGAUGGACGUGUCCUCCAAGCCCGACCUCUCCGCCGCGCUCAAGGACAUCCGCGCUCAGUACGAGAAGCUGGCCGCCAAGAACAUGCAGAACGCCGAAGAGUGGUUCAAGAGCCGCUUCACGGUGCUGACCGAGAGCGCCGCCAAGAACACCGACGCGGUGCGCGCCGCCAAGGACGAAGUGUCCGAGAGCCGCCGCCUGCUCAAGGCCAAGACCCUGGAGAUCGAAGCAUGCCGGGGCAUGAACGAAGCGCUGGAGAAGCAGCUGCAGGAGCUGGAGGACAAGCAGAACGCCGACAUUAGUGCUAUGCAGGACACAAUCAACAAAUUAGAAAAUGAAUUGAGAACCACAAAGAGCGAAAUGGCCCGAUACCUUAAAGAAUACCAAGACCUCCUCAACGUGAAGAUGGCUUUGGACAUUGAGAUUGCAGCUUACAGGAAACUCUUGGAAGGUGAGGAGACCCGGCUCAGUUUCACCAGCGUGGGAAGCAUCACCAGCGGCUAUUCCCAGAGCUCUCAGGUCUUUGGCCGAUCUGCCUACGGCGGUUUACAGACCAGCUCCUACCUGAUGUCUGCGCGCUCCUUCCCGUCUUACUACACCAGCCACGUCCAGGAGGAGCAGAUCGAGGUGGAGGAGACCAUUGAGGCUGCAAAGGCCGAGGAAGCCAAGGACGAACCCCCCUCUGAAGGAGAAGCUGAGGAGGAGGAGAAGGAGAAGGAGGAGGCUGAGGAGGAGGAAGGAGCCGAAGAGGAAGAAGAAGAAGCUGCCAAGGAAGAAUCCGAGGAGGCCAAGGAGGAAGAAGAAGGAGGCGAAGACGAAGGAGAAGAAACCAAAGAAGCUGAGGAGGAGGAGAAGAAAGACGGAGGUGCUGGGGAGGAACAAGCCACUAAAAAGAAAGAUUGAGCCCCUCUUUCCUUAAUUGUUCCAGGAAGAAUUCUCCCGAAAUCAGGUCAACCCCAUCGCCGACCAACCAGUUGAGUUCCAGAUAUUAUAUGAAUUAAGAAGUCAAUAUAUGUAUAAUUCUGAGAUGACUUAGGUUGGACUUUAAAUGUUGUGCUAUGACUUUUUUCCUUAUGCAGAGUAUCCGUUUGCUUGCAGAGUGGCUUCCUGGCUCGCUGCCAGCCUGUGCAUGGUCCACGCUUAUGAGUUCAGGAUCUAUGGCAAUGUGAAUAAUUCAGAUGUUUACAAUAAAAAACACACACACACAUGAAUAAAUGAAUUCACUAAUGUUAAUGUUAAACUUCAUGGUAAAAAUAGCCCUUUGAGCCUUUGGUGGUUAGAAAUUAAAGACCUCGAAUUAUGUGCAAUAAAUAGUAAAUAAAGUUACACUGAAUGUCA
Molecule: messenger RNA, 2264 nt
Organism: Lynx canadensis (Canada lynx)
Lineage: Eukaryota; Metazoa; Chordata; Mammalia; Carnivora; Felidae
Gene: NEFL
Product: neurofilament light
Exons: 5
Coding region: 192-1829 (545 amino acids)
Biological process (GO): neurofilament bundle assembly
Cellular component (GO): axon; intermediate filament; postsynaptic intermediate filament cytoskeleton
Molecular function (GO): structural constituent of postsynaptic intermediate filament cytoskeleton
Source: RefSeq, a predicted model, not a curated record